Akanthomyces muscarius is the source of this 2184-nucleotide messenger RNA. RefSeq lists its product as uncharacterized. The coding region runs from base 1 to 2184 and encodes 727 amino acids. Gene Ontology annotation, molecular function: zinc ion binding; DNA-binding transcription factor activity, RNA polymerase II-specific; DNA binding. The transcript has 4 exons. Gene Ontology annotation, biological process: regulation of DNA-templated transcription; DNA-templated transcription. Gene Ontology annotation, cellular component: nucleus. The record is from RefSeq and is a predicted model, not a curated record. NCBI's taxonomy places the organism in Eukaryota, Fungi, Ascomycota, Sordariomycetes, Hypocreales, Cordycipitaceae.
AUGUAUAGCUGUAUCAGCUUUUUAUAUAGAAUCAAAGUGCUGCGAAUACUGACGGCAAAUGCCCUUUACAAGCUGGCUGGCACACACAAGCUCCCACUGCUAGCCCCCGGCCUGCCGCCGCUAGAUGCGGACACUCACUUGCGCCCCAGCCGCCGCCACCACCGUGCGCGACCCUCCUCGCACGCAUCGUCUGUCCCACGUCGGCGCAACGGCCGACCCCAGGCCUGCGAGCCAUGCCGGGGCCGCAAGGUCGGCUGCGACCACCAGCUGCCGUACUGCUCGCGCUGCCGAAAGGGUCGGAUAGAGCACAACCGCGAGCACACGUCGUCCACCCUGCCAUCUCCAGACCGGCCCGCUGCUGCGGCGAGCAUCGCCAGCCCCAGGAUCGCGCAGCGCCGGGACCAUCAUGCGUCCGUGGACACGCGCCCGUCAGAAAGCGUCAGGUACGAGGCGAUGGGGUACAUGGGCGCGACGGGCUUCUCGACCGACCUGGAGGAGGCGCAGCGUCGCCUCAUGUCCAUGCCCGGGGCCGCCGAAGGGCACGUCAGUUCGAAGCCGGCCAGAGACGCGCCGUCGCCCUCGCUGCGGGACUUUGAUCCGCCGGCCGCCGCCAUCAAUGUGCUGCGCAACAUCCCGGACCGCGCGUCGAGCUACUAUCUGUUUGAGACGUAUCGGAACAUUCACGACGCCUGGUGUCGGCUGUCCGCACGGUGGCUGCUGCACUCGCUGUGGGAGACGUUUGGUGACAUUCUCGACGGGGACAGAAGCGACGAGUCGCUCUCGGUCAUGGCGAAAAAACUGUGCCUCAACACCGCUUCCGUGCUGCGAGAGGAUCACACGGACCCAAAGGAAUGGUUCAAGGAGUUUUCUGGACACAAUAUGCGCUGGGAAUGCAUCGGCAUCCUCUUUGCCUACUGGAGCUCUGGGCUGCUCAGCCUGCCGCGGGAGACGUUCAAAGGCAGCUGCAAAGCGCUGAAUGACAUGGAUAGGAGGACUGCUCUCGACUUUUACAAGGAGUUGGUCGCUGACUGCGCCAAUCUCUGCUGGAAUGCAGGUUACGGAAAUACGCUGCUCUGCUUUCUGCUAUUCAAGAGGAGCCUCUUGCAGUCCAAUAUCGCUGGAGACGGCGAUAUUCGUCACUUUCGGCUUCAUGGAGACCUCGUUGCACUGACAACGUACUUGGGCCUGCACACCUCUAGCGCCGCGUUUGGCGAUCGCUCAGUGUGCGUGCAAAUCAGGCGACGCCUUUUUGCUGGCGUCUUCAACAUUGACAAGCUCAUUGCCAUCUUCACCGGCCGCCCGCCUCUGCUCAGCCGGCGCUUCAUCUGCCAGGAGGAACCGCUCGACAUUUCCGACGAGGAGCUGCUGCAGGUGCCGCCCCGGCGCGGCACCGCAUACCCCGAGAUCAGCAGCGCGGGGUGGAGUUUCGAAAACAAGAUCCUCCCCGUCUCGCCCCUCCGCGCCCGGAUGAUGAUGGCCUACACGCGCGACUCGAUCCUGGAGAUUGCGCUGCGGAACACGCUGAUGGCCUGCGAGGACCCGCUGCUCGAGCUCAAGCAGCAGGCCACCAAGCUGUACGACGAGUUCCCGUCGUGCCUGAAGCACGCGGCCGACGACCUGCAGAAUCCAGCGCUGGACCACGUCCAGGUCUACACGAGGCUGCACAUGACGCUGGAGCAUCUGCACAACGUCUUCUUCAUCGAGCGCUUGCUGUCCAAGCUCAAAGAAGGCGUGACGGCGGAGCUCGUGAGGAUCAGCCUCGAGAUCAUCGAGCUGUCCCUGAUCCCCUUUACGAAUCGGCAGCUGACGACGGGUGUCAUGUGCGACAUUGACUGGCUGCUCAUGGCGUACGGCGCGCCGGCCGGCGGCGUCUUGUGCAUGGAGCUGCUCCGGCCGGCGGCGGCGUCGUCCGGCGCCUCUGGCGUCAAGAAGUCGACCAUGAUCCAGUCCCUGAGCAUGCUGGUGGGAUGCCUCAAUGCCGUGCCUCCGGAUGCGCCAAAUUACGGCGUGAGCGCCACGCUCAAGAAGAUCAUAGAGCAGGUGCUGGACCGUGUGCUGGAUCCGCCGGCGGAGGAGACGGGCCAAGAGUUUUCUGUGCAGGGCUGGGAAACCGAUUUCCUCGUCGAUGCCGCUGAUCUCUUCAACUCGGAUCUUUUGGAUACAUUUGACUGGUUUCGGCCAUAG